GACAAAUAUAUAAUGAUAACACACAGUUUUAAUCCCAGACACUUAACCAUCGGUUUCAUAUACAAGCCGUAAUUCUCGUUUGUCAAUAUCGUAUACGUCAGUCGCGUGACUAUUUAUCAGUGGAUCACGCGACGUCGGAUCAGUGGGCGGAUUUCUCACCUAAAUAACGACAGUGAGGAGAGAAGAAGAGGAGACACAUUUCCACAGGAUGGCUGGUACAGUAUACAACCCUCAAGUGCCGUACAUCGGCGGGAUACCAGGGGGAGUCCAUGAUGGCACUCAGAUCAAUAUCCAAGGCACACCAUCUCAUCACCACCAUCAGAACAUGUUUACUAUUAACUUAAAGUGUGGAGCAAGCCUUGAUCCUACUGUGAACACUGCCCUGCAUUUCAACGUUCGUUUCAACGAGGGUUGCGUUGUACGAAACACCUGCCAACAUGGGUCUUGGGGCGCCGAGGAAAAGCACGGCGGGAACCCCUUCCAGCAUGGCGUCCCAUUCGACAUAUCACUUCACAUUAAGCACAACCAUAUCAAGAUAUCUGUGAACGGACGCCAUUUUUGUGACUUUAACCACCGGAUCCAGAUGCGCCAUAUCAACACGCUCCACCUUGACGGGGGUGUGGGAAUAUCGUCCAUCAGUUUCGGGGGUCAUGGAGGUCAUGGGGGUCAUGGGGGUCACGGGGGUCACGGCCAGCACCAUGGACACGGGGGUGGUUUCCCGCAGCCGGGUUUCCCGCAGCCGGGCUACCCGCCAGCAGGCGCCUCUUUCGCCCCUCAAGGCAGUGUAGUUGCCCCAGGACAACCCCUGUAUAAUCCACCUGUCCCCUUGACGACAUCGAUUCCUGGUGGAAUGAAACCUGGACACAUGGUGUGCAUCAGUGGUAUCCCACAUAGUGUCUGUCAGAGAUUCACCAUCAACCUCCAGUGCGGCCCAAUGACUGGCGAGGACAUUGCCCUUCACUUUGACGUUAGGAUGCAGCUUCCAGGAAAUACCAACCAGAUCGUCCGGAACUCGUGCAUCAAUGGAGGAUGGGGUGGGGAGGAGCGACAAGUUCCAUACUUUCCUUUCCAGCCUAAUGCAAACUUCGACGUCAUGAUACUCUCCGAGCAGGGCAAGUUCAAGGUUGCCGUAAAUAAUCAACACCUCGCGGAGUUCCACCAUCGCCUGCGACCAUUGAACCGUGUCAAUACCCUCAACAUUUCCGGUGACGUCAGACUCACCCAAUUACAAGUAAGCAGUAUCAACAUACGAAGACAGCAAUUCACAAGACAAAAACAGAAACCUGUCAUACUUCAAGACAAGUAUUACUGCAGUCAAGUUCUGAUUAUCAGACUCGCAACCAUGCAUUUCAGUGUGGACGGGUUCUCUUUUGAUUCAGUUUUGAAAAGUGUUUCUAAGGUAACAGAUAAAAUCGUUAAAUCUGCAACCAAUGCCUCUGGAUCAUUCUGUCACGUGACUAAUCCUAAACUCCCGUACGUCGGCGCCCUGCCAAACAAAUCGUGCUCAGGUACAUGUAUUGUGGUGCGAGGUAUGACCAAGAUAAAUGGAGAUUUUUCAAUAAAUCUUCAAUGUGGAUCAGCUGGUACGGAUGACAUUGCAUUUCAUUUCAACGUGCGAUCCAGUCAAAAAAGUGUUGUUCGGAAUAGCCGGCUGAGCAGAGACUGGGGAAAUGAAGAAAGACAGGGCGGAUACCCGUUUAAAGCAAAUGACAUGUUUGAAUUGGAUUUCAUUAUCAGCAGGACACAUAUUAAGGUAAAACUAGACCAGUCCAGUUUCUGUGACUUCAUACACCGUAUUGACCUGGAGAAGAUCACCACAUUGGCGAUCACAGGAGAGGUGGCUAUCCAUUAUGUCGGAUUUCACCAUAGACCUACGUUUGAUGGCAGUAACUCCGACCACGAUAUAGAAGUGUCGGACUCCAACUUCAUGAAAUCAGAGCCAUCGAUUGCUGGAGAACUGUCGUGUCAACAGCAACCAAAGGGAGGCUAUCCACAACCAGUCGGAAGCCAACAGCAACCAAAGGGAGGCUAUCCACAACCAGUCGGAAGCCAACAGCAACAAAAGGGAGGCUAUCCACAAUCAGUCGGAAGCCAACAGCAAUCUCCAGGUGGCUUUCCUCAACCAACAGGAAGUCAACCAUUUCCUGAAGGUGCCUAUCCACAAUCCGCCGGAAGUCCCCCACAUCCAGCAGGUGGUUAUCCACAAGCCAUAUAUCCUGCUGGUGCUUAUUCUCAACCCAUUGGAAAUCCUCAACAGCCUGCUGGUGGUUAUCCACAAGCGCUCGGAAAUCAACCAUAUCCGGCAGGUGUUUAUCCUCAACCCGCCGGCAAUCCUCAACAGCCUGCCGGUGCUUAUCCUCAACCCAUUGGCAAUCCUCAACAGCCUGCCGGUGCUUAUCCUCAACCCAUUGACAAUCCUCAACAGCCUGCCGGUGCUUAUCCUCAACCUAUUGGCAAUCCCCAACAGUCUGCUGGUGGUUUUCCACCAGCAGCCGGAAGUCAGCGAUACCCGGCAGGUGGUUAUCCGCAACCAGUUGGCGGUCAUGAUCAGCAACGAACAGGUCCGAGUCCUCAAAGUGGGAAUCAACAGCUGCCAAAUCCGUUGAAUAUGCCCAUCCCUGGGGAUAUGACUGCAGGAAGGAUAGUGACCAUCAGCGGGACCCCUCGUACGGGAUGUAAGAGAUUCACCAUAAACUUAGAGUGUGUCAAAACGGCAAUAAAGGACAUCGCUUUCCACAUAGAUGUCAGGAUGCAGCGCCUGGGACACUCCCAUCAGGUGAUUCGGAACUCCUGCAUUAGAGGAAGAUGGGGUGAUGAGGAGAAACAUGUUCCUUACUUCCCUUUCCAAGCUAAUGCAAGCUUCGACAUCACGAUUUUGUCUGAACACGACAUGUUCAAGGUUGCCGUCAAUAACCAGCAUUUCACGGAAUUCUACCAUCGAAUGCUGAAAUUGGACCGUAUCAAUGUAAUCAACAUUUCCGGUGACGUGCAGCUCACUAAAAUUAGCUUCCAGUGAGUGGAGGACAAUGGCAGAUUGUUUCUACUAUGUAAUGAUGGAUCGAGAGGCCGCAUUUUCAGGAAGUGUGCUUUGAGACGGACGUGUAACAAGCCCAUUUUAAAAGCCAAAGUAUGCACUCCAUUCAUACUUGGAGAAUCUUCCUGUAUCUCUUUUUCCCAACCUACCUCGGCAGUUGUCAAGCACGCUAGAUUGAAUUGUAUCCCAUGCAUAUCUGGUGCAACAUACGAGUAUGAAAUUCUGUCCAUAACUAAUAUAUAGUAAUAUGAAAAAUCCCAAGCAUAUGCCUCCGUUUUGUAAGUAUAUAUUACUAUCAUUAUUGAUUAUUGACAAGACUCCAUUGAGUGCACAGUCUCGUGUCGUCCUAGCGUUCAGGUCUCUAUUUGAUGAGCAUGGUACACAAUAUAUUACGCACUUUAUUGAAAUUGGUUUCCUGCUUUAUUAUUUUUCUAA
Molecule: messenger RNA, 3469 nt
Organism: Mizuhopecten yessoensis (Yesso scallop)
Lineage: Eukaryota; Metazoa; Mollusca; Bivalvia; Pectinida; Pectinidae
Exons: 17
Coding region: 209-3016 (935 amino acids)
Molecular function (GO): carbohydrate binding
Source: RefSeq, a predicted model, not a curated record